This is a messenger RNA of Fragaria vesca subsp. vesca, 1173 nucleotides long. RefSeq lists its product as uncharacterized. The transcript is spliced from 4 exons. The record is from RefSeq and is a predicted model, not a curated record. Lineage: Eukaryota; Viridiplantae; Streptophyta; Magnoliopsida; Rosales; Rosaceae. The coding region runs from base 1 to 1173 and encodes 390 amino acids.
AUGUUGGCAUUUGAAGAAGUAUUCACCAAUGUUUGCAAGGACUUAGGUGAAGAUAAAGAGAUUUUAAGAAAUGAGCUAAUGAAGACACCAUUCUGGGAUUUCAUAUCAAUAUAUGAUAGACAUUUGGUGUCAAAAUCCACUGCAAAGAAGUCGGAUAGAGAAAUUCAGCGAUUGAUUGACUGCUACGUGCCAAAAUUGAAGAAGUUCAAGUUUGGAAACAAGGUGGCUGAGAUCAGUGUGUCUGAUGUAGCGCAGAUUUUUGGGGUGCAAAACCCAAAAAACGGGCUCAAUGUGCCGACCCCACUUGAAGAUUCAAAAAAGCCUGUGGAUAAUUCAGUGGUGGAUAAUGUAGUUGGUGACGAUGACUUUGAGAACCCUCCACCGAAGAAUGGUGCUACUACGCAUGAUGAGGUGGGAAAGAAGAAAGCAACGAGGAAGAACUUGAAGAAGGGUGCUACUGCACAAGUUGAAGAGGGUGUUUCUGUGGUGGCUGAGAAGGGUGGUCCUGCAGAAUCAGAAGAAGCUGCUCCUAUGGUGACUAAGAAGGGUGCUACUACACAAGCCGAAGAGGGUGCUUCUGUGGUGGCUGAGAAGGGAGCUAGUGCACAAACUGAAGAGGGUGCUUCUGUGGUGGCUGAGAAGGGUGGUCCUACAGAAUCUGAAGAGGAUGCUCAUGUGGUGUCUGAGAAGGGAGAUGGUGCGCAAACCAAAGAGGGUGCUAGUGUACAACUUGAAGAAGGUGCUACUGCACAAGCCAAAAAGCGUACUCCUGUGGUGGCUGAGAAGGGUGCUACUGCACAAGCCGUAGAGGGUUCUAGUGGACAAGCCGAAGAGGGUGCUACUUCAAAAGCCGAAGAGGAUACUCGUGAAGGCCUUGAAUCAUUUGACAUGACAUUACAUGGUUGGCUGGAAGGGAAUGAAAAAGCUGCUGCUGUGGACGAUGAAGGUGAAACAUAUGAAGAAGCAACAGCAAACACGGAAGAGAUUUUGAAGAAGUUUUUUAAUAAAGAUAAGGAUGUGGAUCAAGGAGGAGGACAUGAAGAGUUUGCGAGUGAGAAAAUGUAUGAUCCAGAGGACUUCAGGUUGUAUGAAGAGUUUGUUGAAAAGGAGUCUAGGGAAUUUCCAAAAGCAACUAGUGAUGAGGAAUGUGAUGCUCUUGAUUACAUUGUUUAG